AUGGUUCGGCAUUGGACUUCCGUGGCCCUUGGCCUGCUUGCCAUCAGCACAAACGCGUCUCCCGUUCAAAACAUGAAGCGCGCACCCAUGUUCGACUACAACGGCCAGAAGGUUCGUGGUGUAAACACGGGCGGAUGGUUCGUGCUCGAGCCCUGGAUCACCCCCAGCAUGUUCGAGGGCAACAGCGCAAAGGAUGAGUUCUCGCUCGCCGGCGCAAUCGGUAAGGAUGCGGCGCAGAAGAAACUCCAAGACCACUGGAAUUCGUGGAUUACCCAAGACGACUUCAACCAGAUGGCUGCUGCUGGAUUGAACCAUGUCAGAAUCCCCAUCGGCUACUGGAGUGUUAUCCCACGAGAGGGCGACCCGUACCUACAAGGAGCUUACCAGAAGCUUGGAGAGGCACUUGACUGGGCGCAGGCUGCUGGCCUCAAGGUCAUGAUUGACCUUCAUGGUGCACCCAACUCGCAAAACGGCUUCGACAACUCGGGAAGAUUGGGCAGCGUUGGCUGGGGCCAGGGCGAUACGGUCGCAUACACCAUCAAAGUGCUUAACAAGAUCCGUGACGACCACGCAUCACAUCCUGCUGUCUCGGCCAUUGAGCUUCUGAACGAGCCUUUGGGCCCCAACCUAGACAUGAACACUGUUCGACAAUUUUACAUGGAUGGCUGGGGCAACCUCAAGGACUCCAACGUCGCUAUCACCUUCCACGAUGCCUUCCAAGGUGUGACAUCGUGGGGUAACUGGGGCGCGGGAAUGUGGAACUUGAUGCUCGACACGCACCACUACGAGAUCUUUGACAACAACGCUGUGGCCAUGUCACCUGACCAGCACAUCAAGACAGCCUGCGACUUUGGUAAGCAGAUGGCAUCAACUGGCAAGUGGACUAUUGCCGGCGAGUGGACGGGUGGAAUUACGGAUUGCGCAAAGUGGUUGAACGGCAAAGACAAGGGCGCGCGUUACGACGGUACCUUUGGCGGAUCCAAGGUCGGUGACUGCACUGGCAAGUCUACUGGCACUGUGGCUGGAUUGUCGAAUGACGACAAGUACAACAUCGGGCGUUUCAUCGAGGCGCAGCUUGACGCCUACGAGAAGGCUAGUGGGUGGAUUUUCUGGACGUGGAAGACCGAGGGUGCUCCUGAAUGGGACAUGAAGGAUCUUUUGGCCAACGGCCUUUUCCCUCAACCGCUAACGGCGCGAAAGUACCCUGGCCAAUGCAACUAAGCAUUUUCAAGCGAGAGACUCUUUAUCUUUUCUUCUUCCCAUGACAGCGCUACACACUCGCUCCGCCACAGUACGCAGCCACGAUACGGAUGAAAUAACGACGGCAUGACGAUGUAACGAAUUCCAUUUUUCCGCUUCGAAGAUACCCCGAUGCGUUCACUCGCUUAUUGGGCCCACGUCCUUUAGGGCAACCCGUGCCCAUAUUGUCUGACACAUCCUUGGCCGAGUCGCGACCCGCUUGUAGAACUCUGUGCAGUGCGCCAGAGGAGGGUAUAUACAUGAUGGAGGCAGCGGCGCAGUGGGCGCAACCGUAAAUAUGAGACCAAAGCAAUUGUAAAUUUCAAUCAAAAUGAAGGCGUUGAAACAAGGGCUUGUU
Messenger RNA from Pyrenophora tritici-repentis Pt-1C-BFP, 1597 nucleotides. Its product is annotated as glucan 1,3-beta-glucosidase precursor. Gene Ontology annotation, biological process: glucan catabolic process. Gene Ontology annotation, molecular function: glucan exo-1,3-beta-glucosidase activity. Gene Ontology annotation, cellular component: extracellular region; cell surface. NCBI's taxonomy places the organism in Eukaryota, Fungi, Ascomycota, Dothideomycetes, Pleosporales, Pleosporaceae. The record is from RefSeq and is a predicted model, not a curated record.